Molecule: messenger RNA, 1238 nt
Organism: Paramecium primaurelia
Lineage: Eukaryota; Ciliophora; Oligohymenophorea; Peniculida; Parameciidae
Source: the annotation of a GenBank genome assembly
AUGUCAGACACAGAGAAUAUUGAUAUAACAAAUCUUAGUGAGGGAAAGGUUGAAAAGUAUAUACAACAAUUAGAGAAUUCUAUUCUUAAGAGAACAACAAUGUAUGGUUUAAAUGAUGUAACAGUAAGUGAUUGAAAUUAACUAAAUUAUUAGAUGAUGAAAUAGAAUCAUAUAUUGUGUAAAUUAUUGAAUCAACAAGGUCUAAUAGCAUUAUAAAAAUAAAAUUAUGAAUAAUGUAUAGAAUAUUUACGAAAGGCUGAAUUGGCAACUAUUUAUGUUCCAGAAUUAAAGGUUUGAUUUAACGAUAACAUAGGUUUAAACUUUUAAUAAUUUGGCUUGUUAUUAUAGAAAGAUGGGUAAAACUAGAACAGCUCUUUAAUAUUUACAAUAGGCAUUAUCAAUUGAAUUAUAGUAUUGAUAAUCUUAUAUUAGAUAAAAACAAUCCACUUCACUUCCUGACAUUUACUUAAAUUUAUGUGCAGUACUUUCUUAAUUAGAAAGACAUGAAGAAGCCAUAUAACACAUUUAUUUAUCAAUCAUUAUGUUACAACAUGAAUUACUCAUUUCUACUUUCUAAAAACCUGAAUAAAGAUAAGAUUAACUCAAUGAAUAAUGUAUUUCUAAAUAUACAAUAUUAAGUAUUCCCAUCAAGAUAAUCAAGUGUAUAAUAUGUUAAUAGUGUUAAAUCACAUUGUAAUGAAACUAAAAAAUAAUAAGAGAGAAUGUCUAUAUUAGUUGUUGCAUAUCAUAAUUUAGGAGUUGAAAUGGAACAUCUAAAAUUAUAAUUUGAAUCCAAGAAGAUAUUUUAAUCUGCUUUAUUAUUAUCAGAAUAGUGUUUACCAUAAGAACAUCAAUUAAGACAUACUCUAGAAGAAAUCAUCAAAAAAUAUAAUACUGAGUAAUAAUAAUUGGUAAAUGAGUAACUUACUCUUAAACCGCUACUUCCUAAAGUUCAUCAAAAAAAUUAAGAACUUAAAUAAAUAUAUAAUAGUGUCUCUCCUAAACAAAUUAUCAAAAGAAAUACCUAAUUAUAAUAAAUGAAAAACAAUUAAUAUAAGAAUUUCAAAUUCAUGAAAAAAAAUUCAUAUACUGAAACAUAUAGACUUGAAAGAGAUAGAAUAAUGAGUAUCAAUGCAACAACUGAUGUUAUUAUCAAAAAUUAAGAGAAUAAAGACAUAAGUAAUCUUCCAUUUUUAAAAACAGCCUUAGAUACCGUUAAUUAAACAACUAUAUUUUGA